Messenger RNA from Scophthalmus maximus (turbot), 1738 nucleotides. It is a transcript of the gene zte38, whose product is annotated as zebrafish testis-expressed 38. Bases 411 to 1343 code for a protein of 310 amino acids. Lineage: Eukaryota; Metazoa; Chordata; Actinopteri; Pleuronectiformes; Scophthalmidae. The record is from RefSeq and is a predicted model, not a curated record. The transcript has 12 exons.
UUUUGAACAGGGCUGCUAGUUCUUUUUCAGUCCACUAGUUUUCUACAAAUCUCAAGUGACUAAAAUGAACUCUUCCUUUAAUUUAAGUGCAGUACACUGGAUUAUUCAUCGCGACAUAUUUUGGGCGGGAAACGUAGAUCGUAAUCUCGUCUGUUUGGUUCUGGCUGUUUAAAAGGAACUCUACUGUUUGACUAACUGUUCAGAAGAGAAACAGGCUUCUUGCGACGCACCGAGCAAGAGAGCACAAAUAUUUUCUUUCUUCACUUGAAAGUCAACUUAACAGUAUUGUCUGGAAUCUGCAGCGAGAACAUAUUUAUGUUAGCUAGUUGAUUCGUUAGCAUUAGCGAUACCUAGCUAGGUAGCGAGCCAGUUAGCUAGGUAUCCCCCGGUCGGCAACGGGACGGAGGGAAAUGGCAGCAGCGAAGAUGUGCCUCAGGAAGAACAAGGAGGAAACUGCGGAGUGGACAGGACUGUUCCUGAGCGACCUGAGAACCAAGCACGAGUCCCUCGUCUUCGUCAAGAGGAUGAUCGCCGUGGCAGUCUCCUCCAUCACCUACCUCCGGGGCAUCUUCCCGGAGGACGCCUACAGGUCCAGAUAUCUGGAAGAUUUGUGCGUCAAAGUUUUACAUGAGGACUGCAACAGUCCUGGCGCCAGCAAAGUCGUGAAAUGGAUGAUGGGCUGCUUUGACGCCUUAGAGAAGCAGUAUCUCCAGAUUGUGUUCAUUGGGGUGUACACCAAUCCAGAUGAACCCAAUUGCAUUAUUGAGUCCUACCAGUUCAAAUUCAAAUACACUGGGAAGGGACCACAGAUGGACAUACUCAGGAACGAUGACGUGGAGAUGCAGGUGACGUUGGAGGACACCAAGAGGGCCUCGGUGCUGCUCAUCAGGAAGCUCUUCCUGCUCAUGCAGAACCUGGAUGCCCUUCCCAAAAAUGUCUACCUCACCAUGAAGCUCUACUACUAUGAUGACAUCACUCCUGCUGACUACCAACCACCAGGCUUCAAGGAGGGUGAGUGUGACAGUCUGUGGUUUGAAGGCAUGGCCGUGCACUUCAAGUUGGGCGAGGUGCAGACGGCGUUCCACAGCCUCCGAUUCCAUGUGUCGGCCGAACAAGGUCGACUGGAGAAGCUUCAGGAAGGGAACAAACUGAGAGAAAUCAAGCAGGUUACCAAUAGAAAUCCUCCAGAGAAGGUAACGGUCAAGGCUCCUCGUAAGAAAAUAUACAACGAAGAGGAUCUACCCUCUGAAGACGAGUCUGCACAGUUCAAGAAACCCACCAGACCUGUGGCAAAGAGACGUGCAGCUGAUAAAAACCUGGCGAGGAAGAAAAGAAGAGUUUAGUCAACAAGACGAGAGCUUUGACCGCACUUCAAACACGUCUGAAAAAUGUCUUAGUUUUAUUUUUAUAUUUACAGACACGAGUUUAAGUUAAAAGUUGUAUGAUUUGCGUUCCUUCGAUGAUUUAACCUCUAACCACAGAGACAUGUUGCUCUCACAGUUCUAAUGUGUAAUGAAGUGAACAAGCUACAUGAAACGAAAUCAACACAAUGUUCAAAUGUGUCUUAUUUGUGUACUGUAUGUGUACAAAUAUAUAUUGAUAUGUAUUGUUCAAGAAAUAAAACUUGAUUGUAAACUUUGUUUUUCCAAAUGUAAAACACAUUUGAAAUGUUAGUCUCUACAUGUGACAAGGCAGAACUGCUGCAGCGCAAUUCAUUAAACACAAAGUGCAACUCGUC